ACUGCGAGCUGCCAGCUUCUCUUGUCCUUCGUCAUUGACUUUCAUCAUCCAAUUUCAUCGCUAACUCAGCGGAGCAUCGCCAAGCGGACGAUGUGGCACCAGUAACACGUGUCAAAACAUUGCAGGUCAAGGUGAGAAGAUGGCGAGCUCGGCAGGUGACUUGGAUGGUGAGUCGAGUUCACUGUCAGUGCUGACCGUCAGCGCACAGGACGCGGUGUCUGCAGGGGAUGCUGUGCACCCUGCACGCAUGUCCAGAGCUGGGUACAUGGUAGUGGGCGCCACCCUGACCCUCACCUGGGUGCUGGGCACCUUGGGAAACGCCACGUGUCUGGCGGUGUUCACCCUGCACAAGCGCCUGAGGUCGCCCACCAACAUGUUUGUCAUGUCACUAAACACUAGCGACCUGCUCAUGUCCAGUGUCGCCUGCUUCUUCUGCCUGUCGUCCGCCUGGCGGGGCGGCUGGCUGUACGGACACGCGGGCUGCACCUUCGAGGGCUUCUUGGUCUACCUGCUGGGCAUGACCUCCAUGUACUCACUGGCCGCCAUUUCCCUUGACCGCUACAUCGUCAUCGCUAAGCCGCUGCUAGGCCCUCGCAUCACCCCCCGUGUGGCGGGUGGCAGCAUCGCUCUGUGCUGGCUGGGGGGGUUCCUGUGGGCAGCGCUGCCCUUGGUGGGGUGGAACGAGUACAGGCUGGAGGGUGGGGGCAUUUCGUGCAGCGUGGUGUGGGAGAGCACUAGCACCCUCUACACCAGCUACAUCUGGGCCAUCUUCUUCUUCUGUUUCCUCCUCCCCGUCGGCGUCAUGUUCUUCUCCUACUACCACAUCUUUAUGACGAUUCGGGUAGUCUCCAGAAACCAGACGUGGGACAAGAACAGCCGCAUCGCACGAAGGAACCAGAAGGUAGAGAAGAAAAUGGCUAAAACCAUCGCCGCUAUGCUAGGUGCAUACCUUGGAUGCUGGAUGCCAUACACGGUCUUCUCAUUUGCCGUCUGUUUCCUUGGGUCGGGGAGCAUCUCUGCGGAGUUAGCUACAUACCCCGCUAUCAUCGCCAAGAGUCAGGGAGUACUCAACCCCAUCAUUUAUGUGGCCAGCAACAAGCAGUUCCGACAGGCUUUCUAUGAACUCUUGCCCUGUCUGGGUCUGCGCCGAGCUUUAGUCAAGCAAAUCGAGAAGGAGGGGGAGUCGGAGGAGUCAGAUGUGGAUGAGGACACCGCGGGCCCCACCACAAGGGCAGAGCGAGCAGGCAAGAACAAGGGAGGUAAGCAGCCACAGAGUAAGCAGAAGGCUUCCUGCAUGGCCGUCCACCCGACACCCGGCAACCGACACCCGACACCUGACGUGGACAACCAGCCAAGCGAGACCGUCGUGGAGGACAUCUUCCUGGUCAGCGACGCCGGAAGUCAAGGUCACGUGGAAGAGAUAGAGCUCAAGGACAAAGGUUGUGUGGUGACCGGAGGCUGUGACCUGGGGUCAGCACCACAGUGAGGUGUCUGUAAAACUGAUGUUUUGUUGGCAUCUUGGCUGUCCCUUGGCUGUCCCUUGGCUAGCAGUCAACUGGCCUUUGGUAGUCUUAUGGAGGUCGUCUCUUGACUGGUCAUUGUAAGCAAAUUGUCUUGCUGGUAGUUUGUAGGUUUACUAGUAGUUUGUAGGUUUACUAGUAUUUGAAGGUUUGCUUGUAGUUUGUAGGUUUACUAACAAUUGGAAGGUUUGCUAGCAGUCUGUAGGUUUACUAACAAUUGGUAGGUUUACCAAUAUUUGAAGGUUUGCUAGCAAUUUGUAGGUUUGCUAGUAUUUGAAGGUUUGCUUGUAGUUUGAAGGUUUACUAGCAAUUUGUAGGUUUACUAGUAUUUGAAGGUUUACUAUCAGUUUGUAGGUUUUUUUAGUAUUUGAAGGUUUGCUAGUAGUUUGUAGGUUUACUAGCAAUUUGUAGGUUUACUAGUAUUUGAAGGUUUGCUAGUAGUUUGUAGGUUUACUAGCAAUUUGUAGCUUUACUAGUAUUUGAAGAUUUGCUAGUAGUUUGAAGGUUUGCUAGCAGUUUGUAGGUUUGCUAGUAUUUGUAGGUUUACUAGUAGUAGAUAGAAAUCUGGUCGCAUUUUGAUGAACGCAUUCAUCAGACUGGCUGUUCUGUGUGAGUGUGUGUGGGUAGGGAUGUAACUGUUUUAUUCUGUGUGGGAGAUGGUAUUUAUUUUUAUGUUGUUUAUAAUGUUUGUAUGGUUCUAUUCUUACUGUUAUUUGCCUUCAAUAUCUGCACGGUUUUUUUGGUAUUAGUACAUAAUUUAGAAAUGCAAUUAUUGAGUGUUUUUCUUGUCUCAUGCAGUCGUUAUUGUAUUUAGGAAUGUUUUUCUCACUCGUCUCAGUAUUUAUCGUAAACUAAGUAAAUAUAGUUCUUCUACCACUCCACUUGAAUUGUUUUACGAAUGAUGGCACUGCUUGUUAUCUCCAGGUGGUUUUUGAAAUGGUGUAUCACUUAUAACCUCCUAUCGUAUUUCCCUCAUGUUCCUCAUUUUCUCCACCUAUUAACUUUUUUAUAGGUAGCUUCUUAGUUUUUAGGAACUUAACUAAGGAAGAUUACUCUAGCUUUUGCAAGUUGAAUAUUGAGCAAACAUCCUUGUUGUGAUGUGAUAGGCCAUUAUGUUAGAACACUCCACGUCGACUACUACUACUCUUACCCCGGAGAAAAAUCGCAAGUCAUUAAAAUUGUAGUCUGCCUGCUCAAGUUGUGAUUUCAAAUGCGGUGAAAGCAUGCCACAAUCUUUUCUCGAAGACAAAGAAUGUCAAGGUGCGGUGAGAUGACCAGAAGUACAUGUGGUAACAUGAUGAAAGUACAACUAUUACAAUAUUACAACUAUUGUGACUGUAAUCACGACUACGCCAUGUCAGAGCAGUCUCAGGUUAUCUGCGAUGUUACUUGCCAGAAGAUGGUCAUGCUAAUGUCCCCAUUGAAAAACUUCAUAAUCUCGAAAUUAUCAAUGAUAUUUAAACAGAAUGAAAAUUUCAUUUAAUGUCUAGUGUCUUUUUAUGGGAGGUAAUCAGACAUUCUCAUACGUUCGGUCGAUAGAGUUGUUUCUCUUUGAUCACACAUUACACUUAAAUCUUGUGGAAACCACA
Molecule: messenger RNA, 3109 nt
Organism: Pomacea canaliculata
Lineage: Eukaryota; Metazoa; Mollusca; Gastropoda; Architaenioglossa; Ampullariidae
Product: visual pigment-like receptor peropsin
Exons: 6
Coding region: 140-1486 (448 amino acids)
Biological process (GO): G protein-coupled receptor signaling pathway
Cellular component (GO): membrane; photoreceptor outer segment
Molecular function (GO): G protein-coupled receptor activity
Source: RefSeq, a predicted model, not a curated record